AUAUUCACACCAUUUUUUUGGAUCGGGUUUUUUACAUUUUUUUUAGAGAUUUCAAGAAAUUUUGGCUGCCCAAAUUGGUUUUAAUAAUCCCAAAUACCUAGGAAUCACAAGGAUGGCCUCCGCAUCGAGUAGCAGUGCCCGUCAUCUUUUUGACGACUGUAAAAAACGUCUUUGUGCCCGUGUGGCUGUAAAUGUCAACAAUAUGGGAUCUGUGGCACGGCAAGUUGUGCGGAGCUCCAAAUCAAAUGAGAUCCUAGGACAAUCCAUAAGGAAUUUUACCCAAGUGGAUAUAGUCUCCGACUAUAGUGCACAAAAUCUCAAUAAAAUGUCUUUGAUUCUGCAACAUGUUAGCUAUCAUUAUGAUGCCAUGAAUGACAGCGUCAAUCAUUUGGAUUACCUAAAGGAGCAGGUGCAAGAUAUGGAAAGGUGACUGGAGGCCAAAAAGUGAAGUGUGCUUUAAAACAAACACACACACACACCCACACCCACACUCAAUAUCCCCAGCGACAUUAGUUAUUGUUAAGGAAAAGUUAAUUUUUCAUUUAUUUAAAUGUUUCUAUUGUACUAUUCAACCAUUGAUGAUACAUUUGAACUCUAGUAUAGACACCGGGAUAGUUGGCUUCAGCACAACCCUUGCCAAAGGAUACAACGCCCACCAGUCUGAGGGAAUUAUCAUUAGCACUGCGUGUUAUAAGCGGUCCACCGGAAUCUCCUUGGCAACUAUCACGUCCUCCCUUCUCCACACCGGCACAAAACAUAUUCUCAUCUAUUUCCGUCAUAAAUUUAUAGGAUUUAUAGCAUUUUUCCUUAGAGAUUUUGUGGACGAAAGUAUAUCUCAGAAUGGGCGAUGUCUGGUCUAUGUAGCUUUGUUGGUUGCCCCAACCAGUUACCCAUAGAUCUUGAUCCUUCUCGAUUGUAACAUUUUCCUCCAAUAGCCUAAUGGGUUGUAUGUAGGCAUUGAAUUCCAAAGGCUUUAAUAGUUUGACCAAAGCAAUAUCGUUUUUGGUAUGAUUGUAAUUGUUGUGCAAUACAAUGGCUUUGACUUGUGCCACAAUACCUCCUAUGAAAUGAAAGCUGGAGCCAGCUCUUACGGUAUAAUAUUCAGUAUUAGUUACUUGACCUAUACAAUGGGCUGCCGUCAGGACGAGAUCUUCGGCAAUAAUAGAUCCUCCACAGAUGUGUCUAUUCACCACUUGCAAGGAUACUUGAUGGGGAAAAUAGGUAAUGGAGGUUUCCCAACCUCCCACAAUGCGUUCAUCUGAAGGAUUUGUUUGGCCGGCGAUGACACAAGUGGAAAACCCUAAUAAUGCCAACGGCAACAAUACCUUGGCAAAGGAACUCGUUGUGUAUGACGAAGGCAUGUUGAUGAUAAAGACUGAACUUCUAUCUCGCAGCACGCCCCUUUUAUACAAAACAUUUCAAACGGUUCUCAUGCAGAUCUUAUCAUCAUAUCACCUUAGCAGUUAGUUUAGUUUAACCAAUCUUGGCAAGAUCAUGGUCAAAAUCAAAAUAUAGUCUCUUAAGUGAUAACAACGAUUAAAAAAUGUGUUAGAAUUCUCAGCUAUAAAAAAUGCUUAUAAAAUUCCAUCACGGUGUUGCAUGGUUAAAGUUCAUUGGACCUUAUGGUUACAAUGAUUUGACAAUGAAGCGAUGAACCAUGUGUAAAUGUAAACGGUUGGAUUAGUUUCAAUCUAAAUGCUUUCAUUUUAUAUCUUAGUUUUAGUUUAGGUUUGCUUUUGUUUAUUAACUAUUGUUUAAGGUCAGAUUUCUUGUAUUUAGUUUAGGUUAAUUUAAUCAAAAUAAAUAAUAAAGGAAUUAUUCUUUA
Messenger RNA from Stomoxys calcitrans (stable fly), 1825 nucleotides. RefSeq lists its product as uncharacterized. Lineage: Eukaryota; Metazoa; Arthropoda; Insecta; Diptera; Muscidae. The transcript has 4 exons. Bases 113 to 430 code for a protein of 105 amino acids. Gene Ontology annotation, cellular component: BORC complex. The record is from RefSeq and is a predicted model, not a curated record.